Messenger RNA from Ylistrum balloti, 1380 nucleotides. Its product is annotated as craniofacial development protein 2-like. Gene Ontology annotation, molecular function: catalytic activity. The record is from RefSeq and is a predicted model, not a curated record. Lineage: Eukaryota; Metazoa; Mollusca; Bivalvia; Pectinida; Pectinidae. Bases 1 to 1380 code for a protein of 459 amino acids. The transcript has a single exon. Gene Ontology annotation, cellular component: nucleus. Gene Ontology annotation, biological process: chromatin remodeling.
AUGACGAUGAUGGGUGAAAGCUUACCGGAAACUCCCCGUCCGACGAGAUCUCUUGCAAGCCCCAAAAUAACGUUCACCAUUGGACAUUGGAAUGUAAGAACGAUGUACAGAGGAAGAGCAACAGCACAGAUAGCAAGGGAGAUGGAGGGGUACCACCUGGAUGUACUUGGAAUUAGUGAGUGCAGAUGGACUGGAGCAGGUAGAAUGAAGCUGGCAACAGGACAGACACUGGUUUACAGUGGCGAGGAAGAACUGCACGAGGAAGGUGUUGCCGUCCUGAUUAGUCAGAAAGCAGUAACAUCGCUCAUGGAAUGGACUCCUAUCAACAAGAGAAUCAUAACAGUCAGAUUCUAUUCGAGGUCUAGAAGAAUAAUCAGCAUACAAGUCUAUUCCCCCCACAACGUGAAAGAAGAUCCUGAGAAGGAGCAGUUCUAUCAGGAGCUCCAGGAAAUAGUUGAUGGAUGUAGCAAGAACGACACCAUCAUCAUCAUGGGGGAUCUGAACGCCAAGGUUAGGAGUGAUAACACCGGAUAUGAGAGGGCAAUGGGUGUGCACGGGCUUGGAACACAGAAUGACAAUGGAGAGAGACUACGCGAGUUCUGUCAACUGAAUGGGCUGGUUAUAACAGGUACAUUAUUCCCCCACAAAGACAUCCAUAAGGCAACAUGGAUGUCAGCAAUUGGACAAGUAAAGAACCAAAUCGACCAUCUCUUGAUCAGCAGGCAGUGGAGAUCAUCAAUACUGGACACCAGGGUACAGUGGGGUGCUGAUGCCAACAGCAUCCACUACCUGUUGAGGACCAGCAUCAAACUACGCCUUCAGUCACACAGAAAUAAGAAAAAGGUUAAGCCAAAUAUCGAUGUUGACCGACUGAAGGACGAAGAAACCAAGCGAAAAUUCUGUGAGUCAGUGAGGAGUAAGCUUGAGGAGAACAGGACUGAGAUUGAGGAUAUAGAGGAGAUAUGGGAACAACAGAGGAGUGCCUAUACCAAAGCGGCAGAGGAAGUGCUUGGGUUCAGGAAAGGGAAGAGCAAACCAUGGAUAAGCGACAACACCUGGAAACUGAUCGAUGAGAGGAAAGACAUUAAGACCAGGACUGACAGUACUCGCUCAGAGAGGGUCAAGAACAGGAUGAAGGAGGACUACAGGGAGAACAGAGAGGUGAACAGAAGUGUGAGGGAAGACAUGAGGAGAUGGCUGACGGAGAAAGCACACAGAGCUCAGGCAGCAACAGAGAACGGGCGACAGAAAGAGCUCUACUGCAUAGUGAAACAGCUGACAGGACACAGCACCAGGCAAGUAGCUGCGGCAAAGAGCAAAGGUGGAGAGCUGCUGAAGAACAAAGAAGCUUGGAACGGAAGAUGGAAGGAGCAUUUCUAG